AUGGUCGCUCUCAACCCCAGUACCGCUCAACCCGAGCUCGCCGGCAAAGUCGCCCUAGUCACCGGUGGUGGCCGAGGCAUUGGAUCCGGCAUUGCCCUUGAGCUAGCAAAGAAAGGUGCUUCCGUGGCAAUCAACUACGCCAGCAGCUCUAAGACUGCCGACGCAGUCGUGCAGGAGAUCAAAGCCCUAGGCGUCCAAGGCGCUGCCUUCCAAGCCGACUUGACCAACGUUGAUUCCAUCGAAGCUCUAUUCCGCCAGGUUAUGGCACACUUCGGGCAACUGGACAUUGUUGUCUCUAAUGCUGGAACGGAGAAGUUCGUUUCUCUGGCUGACACCACGUUGACCGAUUUCAACGACGUAUUCGAUCUCAACACCCGCGCUCAGUUCUUCGUCGCGAAGAACGCUUACGACCACAUCAACCCCGGCGGCCGUGUUGUGCUAAUGUCCUCCAUUGCUGCCGGUGUUGGUGUCCCCGGCCACUCCCUCUAUGCGGGUAGCAAGAGUGCCGUUGAGGGCUUUACUCGCUGCUUUGCUGCGGACUUUGGAAAGAAGAGGUGCACGGUCAAUGCUAUUGCCCCUGCUGGUGUCAAGAGUGACAUGUGGAUGAGCAACUCGUGGCGUUAUGCGCCUGGCUGCGACAAGAACUCGUCCAUCGAGGAGAUAGAGGAGGCUCUGGCCAAUGGCAGCCCUCUGAAGCGUUGUGGUGUGCCGGCGGAUAUUGGCCGCAUUGUGGCAUUCUUGGCUAGCCCCGCGGGAGAAUGGAUCAACGGUGAGUUUGGAAUGCGGAAUCUGCCCCUUUGGACAUCGAACUAA
Messenger RNA from Penicillium soppii, 813 nucleotides. RefSeq names its product hydroxynaphthalene reductase arp2 (gene arp2). Gene Ontology annotation, molecular function: oxidoreductase activity. The record is from RefSeq and is a predicted model, not a curated record. The transcript has a single exon. The coding region runs from base 1 to 813 and encodes 270 amino acids. Lineage: Eukaryota; Fungi; Ascomycota; Eurotiomycetes; Eurotiales; Aspergillaceae.